GAGUGCGAUGAAGGUCGUACAAGCCGCGUACUCUUUGCCGCUUCUACUAUGUGUCUAUACUCCCGUGGGGGUGACGGGGUUCGUCGUGCCCGGCCUCGGCUGCAGAAGCCGGCAUCAUCAGCAUUAUCAGGACAGGUCUUCUUCUUCGUUCGUGUUGGCACUUCCCUCGGCAGCAGAUGACCGGAGCGCUGCGGCCGGAACCACGGCGGCCGGGCGCGGGAGGGCUAGAGAGAUCGCAACUCAGGCCCGACGGCGGGCGAGGGACGCGCGGUCCAGAGUCAGGGAAACCCUCCCCCCGUCGAACAUGCAGGGGGCAGUCCAAGCCCCACCCUCGCGAGAGGAUGAAACCGAAACUGUAACAACAGUACAGAGGAGAACCACGCCGCGGCAACGACGGAAGAAAGCACCGUCGACGUCGCAACAAGGCCACGUCAGUCGCCCUCGAAGACCCAACAGCGAAGCGGCGGCGGCGAGAGCAGCGAUACCACGCGAGCAUCAGGGGGGCACCAAUUCGCGGCCUCCGCCGCCGCCAGAGGAUAGGAAAAAAAUGCGGCGGAAUAGUGCUGCUGCUCCUGCUGCUGCAGCCGAUGGCGACACACGAGAUGUGAACGCGCUAGUGAAGAAGCUUCUCGAGGAGUACUGCUCCAAGGCGCCGCUAGAGGAGCAGUGGCCGCCGGGGCGAAGGAUUAGGGUUCGGGGCGUGGAGAUUUUUUACAAGGUUGUUGGAGACUUGAGCGAGUACGGGCGGGUCAUCAGCUUUGACCGACCAGGUUUCGGCAGGACGGAGAGGGUCAUGCCGCCGGCGGGAGGCCUGCCGUGGAGGCUCUGCUCGAAGACCAUGGGCGAGAACCCUUACUCGGCAGACUUUGCGGCGAAGGUCCUCUUCGGCGUCCUGGAUAGGCUCGGCGUGGACAAGGUGAUCGUCGUCGCUCACUCCCUGGGGGCCCAGGUGGCCCUGCGCGCGGCGAGGUCUCGGCCAGGCAUGAUUCGCGCCAUGGUGCUCGUCGCGCCCGCCGUGCUGAACCCCCUGGACAGCAAGUUCGUGAUGGGGAGGGACCCCAACGCCAACCUCUUCUCGGCGAUCCUUAACCUUAGGACGCGGGUGGAGAUGACCGCCAAGCUCGCAGCGUUCAACCUACAGCUUUUGCAACCGGGCGAGGGGCCGUUGCACGCCGUCCGGAACAUGACGCUAAACGGCGACGUAGAGGAGAGAGUGCAGCAGAAUUUUCACGACCGGUCAAUCACGCUCGGUCGACCGGAGCUGGUUGCCAAGUACAUCGAGCCUUUGAGGGAUCCUCUCUGGGACAGGGGGCUCGUACAUUUCUACAAGUCGCUGCAGGGGGAGGUGCAGCCGGGAGAGCAGCUGCUCCAGAACACGCUCGACGUGUGGAAGGGCCCGUCCAUGAUCAUCACCGGCGACGAUGAUCCGACCGUUCCCACUCAGUCAAGCAUAUACGUCGCGGAGGCGAUGGAGGGGAGGCUCGUGGUAGUAGAGUCGUGUUCCCACAUACCCAUGGACGAGCGAGCAGAGGGCGUCAUUGGCUAUCUAGAUUCAUUCAUCCCAUCCCCCCCCCAUUUCCCCGUCUCUGGCUCGUGUGUCGACGUUUUCGUUGUCAAGGUCUUCUCUUCCGCGGUGCUGAGCUUCGCCAACAGCGUAGAGGUCGAGGACGCGUGGCAAGCCGUCGGCAGCAGCGCCAAAUCUUGGUGGUAGGCGUUACGGCCCACGCACGCAUGCCGAAGGGCUAUAUCAAAAAGAUGACACGCGACCGGACCCCCCCAGCUCCUUGCACUUGGGGAGGGGCUCGCUGCGUGUCGAGAGGCGUGUGGCAUGUUGCCGUGUUGGAUGACCGAAAAGGAGAAGAGAGAGAGAGCGCGAGGCGAGCGCUUGGGGUCGGAGGUGUUAUACACUGGGGUGACUGAUGUCAGAGCUCCCUGCUGAUGCGGAGACAUCAACAAUGAUGAUAAGACGUCGAUCUCGCUCUAGAGCUGUAACUUUUUGCUCGAAUCUGUUGGUAUUGACCUACCCGGGAAUGAUGAUCAGAGACAGAGAGAGCGAGAGAUGAGAGGAGAAAGGGAGAGAGAAAGAGAGAGAGAGAGAGAGAGAGAGAGAGAGAGAGAGAGAGAGAGAGAGAUUGUGGAUAAAAAUACUAUUACCAGUGUACUAUUUGGUACGGCGAGCCGGAGAUACUCUUGCAAUCUACUGCCGCGCCUGAUUGAAAUAUACAAACUCGACAUGUUUAGUGAUUGUGCGCAUGAGACACUAUUUUGCU
Messenger RNA from Ectocarpus siliculosus, 2270 nucleotides. NCBI's taxonomy places the organism in Eukaryota, Phaeophyceae, Ectocarpales, Ectocarpaceae. The record is from the annotation of a GenBank genome assembly.